GUAAGAAAUUUAGCUAUCGUAAAGGUUAAGCAUGCUGUUGUUAUACACACCGCACUUGUUCACCAGAAGUUGAGUAUUGUAACGGACGGGAUAUCUUAAAUACUGAACAUUUAUACAAAGUGAAAAAAAUUGGUAACGGCCAAUAUGGAGGCGUCAACGGUGGUGGAGGUGGCGGUGAUGGAGGCAUACUUGGAAGAGGCGGUGGCGGCGGACGAAGCGGUGGUGGUGGCGCCGGUGGCGGUGGUGGACAUUGGGGUCAAGGAGGCGGAGGCGCCAGCUUCGGUGCCUAUCACCAAAACUGUUACGGAGGCCGUGACGCUGUUCGUGAGGCCUGGAGCGUCAGCGAAAAUGCGCCCGGUGGCGCCGGGAGUUCUGGAGGAUUGGACGGCGUUUGGGGAAGCGGAGGGUCCACUGCGUCGUCGGUGGGCAAAGGCGGGAGGGGAGGAGCCGGUUUCUUCGGAUGGUUCCGAGGUCAGGAUGGCGAAGACGGAAAGCCAGGAGUUAACGGACAUGGGGGAAGAGGCGGAGACUUGUUCACAGAUUUGGGCAAUUUUGAAGUGUGUAUGUAAUAACUAGAGUUUCACCAUGGAACUGCAGAGAUCGAUUAUGAUGACAAAAAUAGAAUUUAAGAACGAGAACAUGAAAAAAUUUGUUCCAAGGUGUGCUCGAAACAGUGUCCGUUUGUUUAAAUUUAUGUUGCUUAACCACUUAGCUUUCCGGACGGUUAUAAAUUGUCAGGCUUUUUUACUUGGUUAUAUAAGUUAUCCACAUGUUGUAACUAAAUUUAACCAAAACAACAGAAUCAUUCCACAUUCUUCAGAUAAUAAUAAAUUAUAACCCAG
This is a messenger RNA of Dreissena polymorpha, 842 nucleotides long. RefSeq lists its product as uncharacterized. The record is from RefSeq and is a predicted model, not a curated record. Lineage: Eukaryota; Metazoa; Mollusca; Bivalvia; Myida; Dreissenidae. Bases 145 to 576 code for a protein of 143 amino acids. The transcript is spliced from 3 exons.